CUGGAUACAAAUUGGAGUGAUGUGAGCAGAAUGAGAUCUAGAAUCGACACUGUUUACAGAGUUCACUGAUAAUUCAUUUGCUAUGUUUACUGAUCAUGCAUAGUAUGUUUCUGCAAGUUUGAGGCUAUUAGAGGUCGUGCUGCUCUGCGUGCCGUCCUCUUGGUAGCGCCCAUAUAAUGACGUUGGACCGCGCCGUUAGAAGCGCGCGCAUACAGAGCGCACACCGGAGAGCAGCAGACGCACGCACAUGACAAUGAAUUUAUGACUGAUUGUGUGUGGGGGGGUGGGGAAUCCCAUUUUUUGUUCUUGUUUGUUUAUAUGAUAAGGACACGCUAUUUGGAACUUCUGUAGUACGCGUGGAUGCACGUGAGCGCAUUGUACCGCAUCACCGGCGCGCGCUUCGGGGAAAUCUACAGACAGAACAUAGAAAAAUAGGGAGCUUUUUUUUUUUUUUUUUGUCGUGUGCAGGAAAAUCAUGAACAUAUAUAAUCAAAGUGAUGGAGGUGGUGUGAAGGAGAGCCGUGCAGACUCGGAGGCACCGGCUAAGUUGCUGUUUGGCAUUGGUACGGACAACCUGGUGACGCUGCUGGUGUUCGGGCUGAUCUUCGCGCUCGGCGUGGUGGGAAAUUCUCUGGUGAUCGCCGUCCUGGUGCGGCGCAGAGCGGGUCAACGCCGCGGCACCACUAACAUCUUCAUCUUUAACCUGGGUGUGGCUGACCUGUCCUACCUGCUUUUCUGCGUGCCCUUCCAGUCCACCGUGUACAUGCUUCCCACCUGGGUUUUCGGUGCCUUCAUCUGCAAGUUUGUGCACUACUUCUUCACCGUGUCCAUGCUUGUGAGCGUGUUCACACUGUCCGCGAUGUCCGUGGACCGCUACGUGGCCAUCGUGCACAGCCGGAAAUCCUCGUCUAUCCGCGUGGCGCGGCACGCGCUGUUCGGGGUGCUGGGCAUUUGGGCGCUCUCGCUGGCUAUGGCCGCGCCGGUCGCUUACCACCAGUGCAUCGUGGAGACCGAGGACAACAGCACGUUCUGCUGGGAAGUGUGGUCUGAUCCCAAGAGGAGGAAAGUCUACGUGGUGUGCACGUUUGUCUUCGGCUACCUGUUGCCCUUGAUCCUUAUUACUUUCUGCUACGCAAAGGUACUGAAUCAUCUACACAAAAAUCUGCGAAACAUGUCUAAGAAGUCAGAGGCAUCGAAGAAGAAAACAGCACAGACCGUUCUGGUGGUGGUGGUGGUCUUCUGCCUGUCCUGGCUGCCCCAUCACGUGGUGCAUCUCUGGGUGGAGUUUGGUUCAUUCCCCCUGAACCAGGCGUCCUUCCUUUUCCGUGUGGCAGCUCACUGUCUGGCCUACAGCAACUCCUCGGUCAACCCCAUCAUCUACGCCUUCCUCUCGGAGAACUUCAGGCAAGCCUACAAGCAGGUGUUCCGAUGCCAGGUGGCCAGUGAAUGUCCAACACAGGAUGCUCGAGAAACAAGAAACAAGAUGGAGAAAGUUCCACCAACUAACUGCACCACGGUUUAACUUACUACACCCAUUGUCUUGACUUUGUUUUGCUCGUGUAGCGCUGGAGAUUGCUUCAGGUACAAAAGGCAGAUGUUGUGGACCAGCUGUAGUCUUUUCUUUCUGUCAUGUAAUCAAGCAUGCUGUGACAUUUCAAGCAAUUUUCUCUUUUUUUUUAUGGUCAAUAAGAAAAUACUAUUCUGUAUUAUGUUAAUAAGUGCAGUGAAAGAUUUGAAUCUGUGUUGUUGUUGUUAUUGUUGUUGUUGUUGUUGUUUUAUGCAUAUACCCAUGAAUUUCUGGACUUUUUUUAAAGUCAGACCUUAUCUAUGACUUGAAAUUGAUGUUUUGAGAUUCAGAUUUCGACCUAGACUAGAAUAUUUCCGUUUGCUUGAUUAGUCUGUGUAAAUAAUUGUUUAGUAGCGUUCAUUCAAUUACACUUCUACAAUCUACCACAUUUCCUCCAUCCAGCACCUGAUUCCAAGAGGAAGAAGAAAAAUGGACCAGGAAACAUGUACGAGCCUCAACUAGGAGCAUCAACAUCUACAGAGACCUAACAAGAAGCUGGAAUAGACUAAGAGGCUGUACUGUUAGAAAUCUGGAAAUGCACGUUGGGGGGGGCUUGAGGGGUGAAACAUUUUCACUCUUUUUCUCAUAAACGGUUUAUGAUAGUAAAUUUAUACAACAAAUCUUGAUCUAAUUUUAGUGCACCAGCCUUUAAACCCAUUGAGAAUCAUAAAUUGUCUGGCUAUAGUAAUUUGAUGAAUGUUACCUAAGCAAAGCAGAAGAAAAAAACGCAGGUGAGGACAACCUUACGACCUUGGAUGAUUCAAUGCUUGUACGCAUUCGCAGACUCAGUGACGCACAUGCAGACUUGUUUUGAACUGCUUUAAACAAGCUC
Molecule: messenger RNA, 2399 nt
Organism: Ictalurus furcatus (blue catfish)
Lineage: Eukaryota; Metazoa; Chordata; Actinopteri; Siluriformes; Ictaluridae
Gene: galr1a
Product: galanin receptor 1a
Exons: 3
Coding region: 476-1522 (348 amino acids)
Biological process (GO): negative regulation of adenylate cyclase activity; positive regulation of cytosolic calcium ion concentration; G protein-coupled receptor signaling pathway
Cellular component (GO): membrane
Molecular function (GO): galanin receptor activity
Source: RefSeq, a predicted model, not a curated record